CCAAGGAGGAGAAGUGAUCUUUGGUGGAGUUGAUAACAGUCUGUAUUCUGGACAAAUUAUGUGGGCUCCGGUGACCCAGGAAGUUUACUGGCAAAUUGGAAUUGAUGCGUAAGUCACAUCUCUCUGUUCCUGACAUGGGAGUAAUGAGUAUAUUGCUAUACCACACUGAAAACUAAAUAGUACAUUUGUUUUGUGAAUAUCCAGCAUUUUCAAACACGUUAUAUGUUUUUAUAUAAACAUUUUUCUAAAUCCAUAUUUCAUUAUAAAGCUUACAGGUGUCCAAAACAGUCCUUGAAGAUCAUAUCAUAAUUAAGGAUUUCUCUAAUUACACUUACUUGAAUCGUUUUUACUUUCAAGGUUAUUUGAUAUAUUUAAUUUUUGCAAAUAAAAUCCAAAUGGGAAACCUGAAAUCAAAAUAGCUGAUAUUAAAAAAUUCUCCAAUUUAGCCAGUCUAUUUAUGCUUUAGUUUUGCAAUUUUGAUUUAAUUAGUAAAAAUUCAUAGUUUAGUGAAUAACCCUGUUAUCUUUCACUAGACUUGCACUAUCAUCCUGUGCAAUGGCCAUUUAGACAUUAUUUGUGGAUGUUACACAUAAGUGGAAACAGCCUUAGAAGGAAAUUCGGUCAGGGAAUUAAGCCAAAGAAGAGCAACCCUUGCUGAAUCCAAAUGCCAAGGAAGCCAGCUCCCAGUUUUCCUCAAAAUGUAUAUCCCCAGAUGUUAUAAUACUACAACGCCCAUGAUAUUUUGGUAGCAUUUAAAUGGCAAACCAUUGUGGAUGAAAACUGUGGUUCUAAAACACCUGGGGGAAAUACCUUUUGAGCAUCCCUGCUUUAGGAGAUUACAUAACAAAGAAACAGAAAGCUAUGCAUCACUGACAUUUCAUCACAUCUUAGUAAAACCAAUUCACCCAGCAAUGUUUGCUGGGAUGGGAAUUUAAGCAGUAAUAAUGGCUUAUAUUCAUAUCAAAACUUAAAAAAGGAAAUAAAACAAAAAUGGACAUCAGACAGUUAUUAAAAUGGGAAACUAUAUAGUGCUGAUUUUUCAAAAAAUCCAGCUCGGUCUGCAAACUUUACUUUUGCCUGACAGGGAAUAAACUUGUAUACUAAACCUUAUUGUCAAGAAUAAAGACCUGGCCUGUUAUUAUAUUGCAUUUAAAGAGACACUCCACUGCCCAAAUACAAAAUAAGUAAAAUUCAGUUUAGUAAUAAAAACAGCUUGUAAAAUCUACAGUUCUCUUGUCUGCUGCCUUUGCAAGCUUACAACAUUCUAACACUGCCCAGACUUUCUGUGGCUGUCCAAUCAGAGACCGAGAAGUUUUUGCAAGUCAGGUGCUCUGGGCAAUUGCUGCCUCGAGGUCAGCUGCAUUGAGCUAACCAAAACAGGAAUUAGCAUUACCUGUUGUCUGCUUGGAAUCCAAGGGGUGUAACCAGGUUAAUUUAUAAAAGUGUAAAUUUCUAUUGAAAUCUGAACUUUUAGCGCAGACUCAUAUAAAGCUUUUCAGCAAGCUAAAUUUGUUUAGGGGUCUGGAGUGACCCUUUAAUUAAUUCUGUUGUCAGGCUAAUUUUAUAUGAACGAGGAAGUUACUAAUUCCCUCCUUUCAAGAAAAUCUUCACGCUAGAUAACACCAAUUGGCUUUGAAAUUUGUUUUUCCCAAAUAUAUCUUUUUUGUAGGUUUUCCGUAAAUGGACAGGCAACUGGAUGGUGUAGUCAGGGCUGCCAAGCCAUUGUAGACACUGGAACCUCUCCUCUUACUGUCCCUCAACAGUAUAUGGGAACUUUUCUAAAUUACCUAGGAGCACAGCAGGGGCAGAAUGGAGAAGUAAGUGGACAUUAUAGACAACUCCUAAUUUAUGAACUACUUUAAACACCCUCUCCGAUAUUGGUUAACUUAGUAAAAUCACAUUAAAAUUUUUUUGUACUACUUUAAACACCCUCUCCGAUAUUGUCUGUUUAAAGUAUCAACUCUAUAAGGGAGUGCACACUAUUGAAUGAGAUUGAGAAAAAGAUCAAUAAUGUAUAUAGAUUUUAUCAUCCAUUUCAAUUAUUUCAUUAAUGGGAUAUAAACAAAUUUCUUGGAACAGGGAUAAAAAUUGCUUAGUAUCAGCCAAAAAAAAACAAGGUAUUUGUUUUAACCAGGUAAUAGAGUGCUGCACACUAGUAUCUUGAUGCACUGGAGCUCUGUGGGGGAGGUCAGCUAGCCGCCAAUAUAAAUCCAGAAGUAUAGAGCCACAGGCUACACAGUGCAAGGUGAAGAGUAAGGUACAUUUAAUUAUGGUCCAAAAGACAAAACAAAGAUACGACGCUUCAACCGUGAGGCCUUAAUCAUGUAUGAUUACAGGUUUUAGGUCAUGUUGUGACAUUACAAAGAGAACCUAAAGCCUUAAAAGUGCAGGCUGUCUCUCUCUGCACGAGAGAUACAGCAACCCCAGACAAUCAUUUUGACCUUGUUAGGCCUUGUCUGUGAUACUUCUCAAGGCAGAGUGAGCAAGGGGUCCACAUUUGUAUUACCCUUUUACCUUAGGGAGAGCAAAAAUAAAAAAUAAAAUCUUUAGUUUAGUAUCAGAAUUAGGAAUUGUUGAGAAGAAAUUUGUCAAAAGUGUUCCCAAGGGCGAUCAGGUCAUUGGCAUGAAAUUUGCCAAAUGAUGGACAUCAAAGCGGCUAGGUGGAGGAAUCAGAACACAUUUGGCAAAGGUAGUACUAGUUGUAACUAAUAAAUAAUGGGCUGUGGAUAAAUUGUGGAAGCCAAAUCAGUGUGAACAUUCCAUUGGCUUCCAUCAUGAAUAUUCAUCUUCUAGCACUCAAUAAAAGACUUUAGAAAGAGUCCUUUCCAGUGAACAAACUCUUCACUAUAGUAAUAUCGUUGAAUAACAAAAUGCACAGUUUGGAAUUUAAUUAUAUAUUUUCUUCUUAGUUUCUGGUGAACUGUAACAAUGUACAGAACCUGCCUUCAAUCAGUUUCACCAUCAACGGGGUGCAGUUCCCUAUUCCACCUUCUGGAUACAUCCUUCAGGUACUCAUCAUAAUUUGUAGCGCAUGUUUUUAAAAAAGUCAAGGUGCGGAGUGGUUUCACAUUGUGACACUUAUAGGGCAAUAUGCAAAAUUUAUAGUGACAAUCACACACAAAGAACAAUAUAUUGCAAUUGGUUAUGUUGAAAUUGUAGCAGGUUUUAUGAGUAGGUUUUAACAGUAAGGGAGGUUUUGUACAUGGUACUUUGAGUAGUUGUUAGAUACUAUGUGCAUGUAGUGCUACUAAAGAGAUACAUGAGUGUAUUGUAUGUAAAAAUAGAUAUUAUCAUCAUUUAUAUAGUGCCAAGAUAUUCCUUAGCGCUCUACAAUAUUAUAAUUUGACAAUAUAUGAGUCACUUACAAAAUGUUACAGGAACCAAAGGUUGAUGAGGACCCAUCUCAAAAGAGCUUACAGUCUGGAAGAUUUGAUUUAAGUAGAGUGAAUAGGUGAUCUGUAUUAUGUACAGUUCAGAAUAGUUUUUUUUAGUUGUUAAUAUGGUGGCUAGGGUAUGGUCAGAGAGGUAAAUAUUAAUGUUUGUGAGACUAGGUGUUAGGCUUGGUGCUUCUCAUGUCUGAGAAGCAUGCGAGUUAAGGUCUACAGCCUUUUGAAAACAGGCACUCCCUAACUUCCACGAAGUGUAAGUGCCCCAAACCCUUAACAAACGUAAACCUACCACACUCAGUGUUCGCUAUUGUACUUCGCUUGAUUACACCACCACGUACAGCAGUUAUCAUAAACAAUGUAAUGUUACUGGUACUUUGUAAAGCAGAAAUUAUUAUUGACAUUUAGGUAGCAUCAAUUAAUUCCACAUUGCUUUACAAUAUGAUUAAAGGUGAAUUUAACAACAGAUGAGGCAAACUAUUGCAAAUUUAAAAAGGAACAAAAGGUUGGUGAGGACAAUGCUUACAAUAAGGUAGCAAUAGUGAUGGCAGGGCAGCCAUUAGAAAUUGUGGGGCCCCUAACACAGCUCAAGGUCUGGGCCCCCGGGUGCCGCCUCCAAAUCCCGCCCACAGAAAUACACACACACAGACACAAAAGGACAGACACACAAACAGAAAGAUACACACAUACUAACAGACACAAAUACUGAAACAGACAUAGACACAUAUACAGACACAUGCAUAAGGAGAUACAGAUACACACACAUACUGACAUACAGACACACACUCUGACAUACAUACAUACUCACAUACUGACAAACUGACAUACAGGCAUACAUACAUACACAUAAAUACAUACUGACAUACAUACAUACAUAAUGGCAUACAUACACAUACAUACUGAUAUAAAUACAUACAGACAUACACACACAUACAGAUAGAAAUAUACAUACACAGAUACAUACAGACAUACUGAGAUACACACACAAACAUACAUACUGACAUACACACACAGACAUACAUACAUACAGACACACACACAUACAUACACACACACACACAUACAUACAGACACAUACACACACACAUACAUGCAUACUGACAUACAUACACACAUACAUACUGUCACACACACAGACAUAUAUACAUUCUGACAUACACACACAUACAGAUAGACACAGACAUACAUACACACAGACAUACAGACAGGCAUACUGACAUACAUACACACAUACAUACUGAUAGAUACAUACAGACAUACACACAGACAUACAUACACACAGACAUACAUACAUAUACACAGACAUACAUGCAUUCUGACAUACAUACACACAUACAUACUGAUAGAUAUAUACAGACAUACAUACAUACAGACAUACAUACACACAAACACAAAGACAUACAUACACACACACACCUCAUUUAUCAGCCACCCUCCUCUUCCUUACCUUUAAGGUUGCAGGAGGGUGGCUGGGGAUGAUGGGCUCAUCGGAUGGCCCUAAAUGCUUGGGCCAACUGAUUGGCCCACGUGCAGAUGCACCUGCGCCAGUUUCGGCGCUCCACGUGGGGCCUGGGCGGCCGGGCCCCCAGGGACGCCGGGCCCGUGACAACAGUCAUGGUUGUCACCCAAUGAUGGCGGCCCUGAGUGACGGCAUCUUUUAAGGUUGACAUUUUUAAAUAUGAAUCAAAUGUGAAACAUACAUUCUUUCGAGUAACUUUCCUUCAUGUUUGUACUUCAAUGUUACAAAACCCUUCUUUUUUUACUUUCAGAAUAAUGGCUACUGCACAGUCGGUGUUGAGGUUACAUAUCUCCCAUCCCAAAACGGACAGCCCCUCUGGAUUCUGGGAGAUGUUUUCCUAAGGCAGUAUUACUCUGUCUAUGACAUGAGCAAUAAUAGAGUUGGCUUUGCUCAGUCAGCUUGA
Messenger RNA from Pelobates cultripes (western spadefoot toad), 5308 nucleotides. The record is from the annotation of a GenBank genome assembly. NCBI's taxonomy places the organism in Eukaryota, Metazoa, Chordata, Amphibia, Anura, Pelobatidae.